CAAAUAUGAAUGCUUUGAUGGUGCAAUAAAUUUUGAAUCUGAUUUAAAUUUAAUUGAUGCUAGUAAAUUUAGACAAGUUCCAGAUAAUCAGGAAGUCUUCAUAGGUAAAGAUAGUGAGGUUUCUGUCAUAGUUGAAGUAUUGGAACACGUUAAGGAAGCUAAAACAGAUGAAGAAGCAGCAAAAUUUCACUUUGAUUCAUUAGCAUACGACAACGACUGCGAGGAUUACAGUAUAGAUCAGCCAAUUGAACAUCUACCAGGGGAUAAGAUAUUCAUCGUUGGUGAACAAAAGAUAACGAAAAAUGAUGAAGAUCAGAAAAUAAAAAUUGCUUUAGCUGUUAUUAGAAUCCAAGACAAAUACGAUUUAGUGAUUAGCGUUAACAAUUUUGACUUUAGAAAUAAAAAUAUUAUAGAAAGUAUUGUGAUAAAGGAUUAUUCACUUUUCUACCUUUAAUACGUCAAUGUCAUCAUCGAAAGAACAGCGUGAGGAAAUACCUGCUAUUCCAAAUAGCGGCGUAAUAUCCUUAUCAACAGUAUUAAGAAGAUUAGAAUCUACUACUGCUAGAUUGGAAGAUAUUGUAUUCAGCCAGCAGCAAGCCAACAAAGUAAUUGCUAAUCCACAGCAAGAAACUCCUCAUGAAACUGUCCACCACGCAGAGCCAACGACUGCUGCCGUGGUAGAAAAGUUACCAGUUUUUUUGGAAGACUACAACUCAUUAAUUGAUACGCUAGUCAAGCCAUUUGUUGAGUUAAGCGGGCAAUACAACAGUGAACUCUUGAAAUCUAAAGCUCAUUCUUUGGAAGCACUUCUUGUGAAAUCCUAUGAUCUAGUUUUAAAAGUCUCCACAAACACCAAAGAGCCAACCGACAACGCCGCAUUCAGUGAACAUAUACAACCACUUAUGGAUUUAUUCACCGAUUUGUCUAACUCAGCUGACUCGAAUGAAGCUAGAAAAAGCGAGCACUUCCAGCAACUGAAAAUUUUGUCAGAAGCUACACCUGCAUUCGGUUGGUUCACAAUGAAAGACAAGCCAUUCAACUUUAUUCAAGAAAUCAAAGACUCCACGCAAUUUUACACAAACAGAUUAAUUAAGGACAAAAAUGAGUUGAACUUGCUAUGGGUACAGGGUCUUUUACGUCUUCUCGAUGAGUUAUCAAAGUAUGUGAAGAAGCACCACUUCAAUGGCUUGGCGUGGAACAACAAGGGCGCGUCCUUCGAGGAAUUUGUCAAACAAGGUGAUCAACAGGAAUCUUCACAGCCUAAGUCAGCUCCAGCCACUUCAGCACCGCCACCACCGCCACCACCAGCUCCAGCUCCAGCCCCAGUUGCACAACAGCAAGCGACGCCUGCUGCUCCAGCAGCAGCAAACCCUGAGGCUGUAUUCGCUGAGCUCAAUAAGGGGUCAGAUAUCACAAAGGGAUUACGUAAAGUCGAUAAAUCUCAAAUGAAUCACAAAAACCCAGAGCUCGCAGCAAAGAAAGCUGUACCAUCUUUACCUGCCAAGCCAAAAGCUUUGACACGUUCACCUUCCUCACAAACAACUAUUACUCAAAAACAAGCUAAAUUGGAGUUAGACGGACAAAAGUGGUUCAUUGAGAACCAUACUGGUAACAACAAUAUCGUAAUCGAGGAUACUAAACUCACUCAAACUGUUAACAUCUUUAACUGCAAGAACUCAGUUAUUCAAGUUAAAGGGAAAGUAAACGCUGUCAACCUUGUUGGCUGUCAUAAAACUUCAGUUUUACUUGAGAACUUAGUUUCUAGUUUAAGUAUAACCACAUCACCAAACUUUACUGUUCAAAUACUCGGUUUGGCUCCUACUGUCACGGUUGACAACACCGAUGUUGGUCAAAUAUACCUCAGCAAGCAAUGUCUUGAGUCAGACACAGAGAUUAUUACAGCAAAGACUUCAUCAAUCAAUAUAAGCGUUCCACAAGGUGAUGAUGGCGACUUUGUUGAAAAGCCAAUACCGGAACAACUCAAGACUAUCGUUAAAGAUGGUAGAUUACAAACUACCGUCGUUGAACAUUCAGGAUAAGAAGAGAGACGGGGUAUACCAAUUAAAAACUAUUAAUUUCUUUUCUAUAAAAAUAAAUAAAAAUACAUAAUAUCUUUCCAACACGCUUAGAAUCUUGGUUUACGCUUUCUACCAGUGUAUUUACUAUCGAAUGGUACAGCUUCCUUACCCUUGCUUCUUUGGAGGUCUUUUUUAUGUUGGAUAUACUCCUUUGCUGAAUGUUUGACGUUCUUACGAGUUGGGCGAUGCUUUAGUGAUUGUCUACCCUCAUAACUAACGGUACUCUCAUCAGUUUUUGCAGCUGGCAUGUUAACUUGCUUAGGUGAAACACCUGCGAAUAAACACAAGUAGAAUUUCUUCGCUUUUCUACUGUUCGGGUAAUCUACGACUAAACCACCUGUGAAACCAGCUUUCUGUGCGAUACCCAUAAUGAAGCUCACUUGAUCAUCAGAUUCUGGGUAAAAUUGAAAAAUAGCGCGUGAACCUCUAGAUAAUGAUGCAUAAAGUGAAGUGAAAAACUUAUUAAGACGACUACCAGGAUUAGCGCUACUUGUGUCUGCAUUACAAAGCCAUUGUAAAACUGAUAUAGAUAUAGCACCAUCAAAUGAACCAGGCUUGAAUCCGAAGCCAUUUCCUAUAUCGUGAAGGAGAAGAUCACCUUCUAAGUCCCUCUCAAGUGCUAUUGAUAACAUGGAUGGAGCGAUAUCACAACCGACCCAAUAAUGACCCUCUUCAUCAAGUAUCUCACCUGAAAGACCACUUCCACAUCCUAUAUCGAGCAAGUAACUAGAAUUUGUUGUACACGAGUAUUAGAUGUGUACUUUCCAGCUUCUGUAUCGCCAUAGAAAAGUUCUGGUGGUGCAAUAUGCUCUGGUC
Molecule: messenger RNA, 2894 nt
Organism: Wallemia mellicola CBS 633.66
Lineage: Eukaryota; Fungi; Basidiomycota; Wallemiomycetes; Wallemiales; Wallemiaceae
Exons: 4
Coding region: 462-2039 (525 amino acids)
Biological process (GO): cytoskeleton organization; regulation of adenylate cyclase activity
Cellular component (GO): cytoplasm
Molecular function (GO): adenylate cyclase binding; actin binding
Source: RefSeq, a predicted model, not a curated record